AUGCGCUUCCUUGUCUGCUUCGGUUGGGUCUUGAGCUUAUUCAUCUCUCUGGUGUCUGCUCAGGACUAUGACUUUGGUGUCGAUGUAGUGUCUCUCACUCGUCGACAAGAUCCCAAUGCGCCCAUCGUCGUCAGUCGCCUCCCACUGGCCUCCAACGGGAGCAUACCCCUGAGGCUCGAGGUUCGCGACAUGAAGGCAGACAAACGCAAGUGGGAUCUGUUCAUUCUAGCUCUGAGUAUGUUUCAGUCAGUCAGUCAGGACGAUCCCCUGUCGUAUUACCAGGUUGCCGGGAUACACGGUGUGCCUUUUGUGACAUGGAACGAUGUUGGACCAGCAGCCGGAGCCAGCCAGUCAGGUUACUGUCCACAUAGUUCAGUCUUAUUUCCAACGUGGCACCGGCCAUAUCUUGCCCUGUACGAGCAAGAGCUGUUCAAGCUUGCCGAUGCUAUUUCUCGCAUGUUUAGCAAUGUCACUGAACGUUUGCUAUAUAUGCAAGCUGCAUCGGAUUUUCGAAUACCAUACUGGGAUUGGGCAUCUCCUGCACCGCCUGGCCAAAGCCACUUCCCCGAUGUCUUCUGGAAUUCCACAAUGGCUCAAUACGGCCCCAACGGCGUCCAAGUCAUUCGUAACCCUUUGUACUCGUACUCAUUUCAUCCGUUGGAUGCAGAGGCACUCAUCUGGCCACCGCUGAGAAGCUGGAAUGAGACAAAGCGAGCUCCAAAUACCGACAUCAGUGAGCUUGAGCCUCCUUCGAUGAAUGACCAAGUGAACACUGCUUUGCUCGCCAAGUUACCCGAGAUACAGCAGCGUUUAUACAUACUCUUUUCUAGUUAUCACGACCAUCUAGACUCCAUCGAGGCAGUUCACGACAUUAUUCACAUAUAUGGAGGCUCCAGGGGACAUAUGACCUAUGUUCCUCUGUCCUCCUUUGAUCCGCUCUUCUUCUUACAUCACGCCAUGACAGACAGGUUGAUAUCGAUGUGGCAACUUCUCAACCCCACGGCAUGGAUAACACCCCAGGUAUCAGGAGAGGCCACAUACACUGCGUUGAAAGGAACCAUGCAAAACUCCAGCACGCCCCUUACUCCCUUCAUGUCUUCUGCCGACGGCACGUUCUGGGAUUCUGACAUGUCUAGGACUACUGAAGUGUUUGGCUACUCAUAUGGAGACACAUCAGCUCUGCCCGGAGACGGCGAGAACCCACGAAACAAGUUGAUCAGGAAGAUCAACAAAUGGAUUGGGAUGAACAGCCCGGCCAUGAUUCGGAUCAAGAGUCAGGCACAACACCGGCGGCCAAGCGGCUUAUGGAAGGGCAGUCCAGAGUGGAUCGCGAAUGUUUAUGUGAACCACGGAGCUUUAGACGGGUCAUUCAGCAUUUACUUGUUUGCCGGACAGCCACCAGGCGAUGCUGGCACUUGGGGGAUUGCUCCAAAUCUCAUAGGAUCAGUUGGAAUCUUCACCAUGAGCGGCAUGAGCGGCUCACAUUCUAAAAUCUCCGGGACAGUGCCAUUGACCAUAGCAUUGAUGAGGCUUGUCGACCUGGGAGCACUCCAAGAUACUGAAUCAAGCUCAGUGGUGCCGUUUCUUCAACAGACUCUACACUUUCGUAUUGCUAGCAUUGAUAACAAGGAGGUCGACCCAGAGCAGGUGAAUGGGCUCUACAUUGGCAUCAGCAGCAGUAGGGUGAGAUUGCCUGGGAGCGAGGUUGAAUUCCCGCAAUGGGGUCAGCCAGCCUUGAGGCUGACAAUAUGGGAAUAG
Trichoderma breve is the source of this 1758-nucleotide messenger RNA. RefSeq names its product common central domain of tyrosinase domain-containing protein. Gene Ontology annotation, molecular function: oxidoreductase activity. The transcript has 6 exons. The record is from RefSeq and is a predicted model, not a curated record. The coding region runs from base 1 to 1758 and encodes 585 amino acids. Lineage: Eukaryota; Fungi; Ascomycota; Sordariomycetes; Hypocreales; Hypocreaceae.